Triticum turgidum subsp. durum (durum wheat) is the source of this 1155-nucleotide messenger RNA. The record is from the annotation of a GenBank genome assembly. Lineage: Eukaryota; Viridiplantae; Streptophyta; Magnoliopsida; Poales; Poaceae.
AUGUCGUCGUUCGCCGGCGUGUCGGUCGUCGACGGCGUCGAUCUGUGCCCCCCUUGCGCCGGGUCGGCCUGCGAAACCAGCGCGGACUGCGGGUACCACCUGCUCGUGGUCCAGGACUACUCGCGCGCCAAGGAGAAGGCGCCUACCGGGGAGAGCAUCAUCUCCCGGCCCUUCAGGGUCGGAUGCCACACGUGGCAGAUCGAGCUCUUCCCCAACGGCGACAACCCGAGCUGCGCCGACUUCGUCUCUCUCUACGUCUGCCGUCUCGACGACUAUCUCAACAAUGCCGUGGAUGCCAAGUUCAGUCUCAGUUUCGUCGACCAGGCCGAGAAGCAGAAGCCGGUGUACAUUCUUGGGACCGAGACGUGCAGCUUCCCCCAUGGCGGUUCCCGAGGCCACCGCAAGUUCAUGAGGAAAGACGCCCUUGAACGGUCGGAGAAUAUGCGGCGUGAUGGUUUCACCGUCCGCUGCGACAUCAUGAUCUGCUGCGAGGAGGAUGAUGCCAGUGGCACCGGCCCGCCUCGCUACAUAUGCCAGCAUUUUAGCACUCUCCUUGAGAGUAAGGUGGGUGCUGAUGUGACAUUCGAGGUCAGCGGCGAGACAUUCGCUGCGCACCGGUGCGUGCUUGCUGCCCGGUCGACGGUCUUCAUGGCGCAGCUCUUUGGCCCCAUGAAGGAGGGCACCACGUCCAGUGUCAUACGGAUCGAAGACAUGGAGGCAAAAGUGUUCAGGGCUUUGCUUAGGUUCAUCUACACAGAUUCAUUCCCUGAGAUGGAGAAGGAAUGCGUGCGGGAGGAAGCACAAGAUGUGGAACAAGGACAAGAAGAGGAUGAAAUGCAUCUGCAAUGGCUGCGAGGCUUAUUUACGGCGGCAGACAGAUAUGACCUCCAACACCUCAAGUUCAUCUGUGAAAAGCGGUUGUCUGAGGACAUAGGUGUGAGUUCGGUGGCGUCCACUCUUGUUCUGGCCGAGCAGCACGACUGCAGCGGGUUGAAGAUGGCGUGCUUCAAGUUUAUUCAAGCUCAACCUUCCUCCUGUUUGAAAAGGGUAAUGUCAACUAAUGGCUGGGGGCAUUUAAUGACGACUUACCCCUCUAUUUUGAAUGAGGUCAUUGCCAAGCUUGCUUCGAAAAAGCGUAAGAAGCACUCUACAUAG